CAACAAGCACAUCCGCCAUGGCUCCAGAGGGCCGUGAACAAAUGUCCAAUGCGGAGCUGGAAUCCUUCCGUCAGCAAUGGAUCUCCGAUUUGCAGUCGCGAAAAGAGAGUGUAGGCUCAGCAUCCCAUGAGGCCGGGGCGGCUUCGUCUUCAUCUUCUGCCGCCAUCCCGCCUAGUACCACUGCAAGGCCGAGAAAGCACACGGGCCCUUCAAGUCCGACAAUCGCCAAGAAGACCCUACCAGCCCUUGAAGAUGACGAAUACUAUCUCCACGGCCAGACUUUUGAUACCCUUCCUCCGCCGUCCUCCGGAGGGCAUCUGCUUUCAGAUGCUCCUGGCAAGCAUGAUGAGAAGCCGCUGGUUUCGGCCUUGGAUCAUUAUGAGAAAGCCAUGGAGAAGGAGGCGCAGGGCAACAUGGGAGAGAGUCUACGUCUUUAUAGACAGGCUUAUCGACUAGACCAUCGAGUAGACAUGGCAUAUCGUGAGAAGCAUUUCCCAAAGGGUUUCGCGUCCACCAAGGGCACAAGCACAAGCACAGGCGCAGGCGCCGGCACUGCUUCGGAAGAACCCCAGCCACUAACUUGGGAGGAGCUUAUCGAAAGCUUCCAAGGCUUGAAGAUCGAAGCCGCGCCUCCCAUCAUCGAGAACACGCCGCCACCUCCCUGCCACAUCGCCAAGCUGCCGGAUGAACUGCUCGUGCACAUUCUCAGUGACGUUGCGGUGGCCGACGUCGGCGACUUUGCCCGCCUGAGCCUCGUGUGCAAGCACUUCGCCUACCUCGUCGCGACCGAGCAGCGCAUCUGGAAGCGCGUCUGCCUCGGCACCGAGUUCGGCUUCACUGCGAUGCCGCGCCACUGGCAGAAGACGGUCGAGUGGGGAGACCUCGAGGACCAGGAAGAGGCGGACGGGGACGGCCUGCUGGUCAGCAUGCGGGAGCUCGAGGAGCGCCGCCGCGCCGACGCCCUCGCCCUCACGACGUCGCUCGUCGACUCGGGCGUGUACCUGUCGUGGAAGCACAUGUUCCGCACGCGCCCGCGCAUCCGCUUCAACGGCUGCUACAUCAGCACCGUCAACUACAUCCGCACGGGUCAGGCCACCAACCAGGCCGUCUGGGGCGGCAAUCCCGUCCUCAUCGUCACCUACUACCGCUACCUGCGCUUCUUCCGCGACGGCACCGCCAUCAGCCUCCUCACCACCACGUCCCCCGCCGACGUCGUCCACCACCUCACGCCCGAGCUGCUCCGGCUGCACCGCGAGGCGCCCAACGCGCACCUCCCCUCCGCCGUCAUGCACCAGGCCCUCAAGGGCCGCUGGCGCCAGUCCUCGGCACUCGACCACCCCGACAGCGCCGACCCUCGCGAGCAGGAGUCGGACCUGUACGUCGAGACGGAGGGCGUCGGUCCAAAGUACAUGUACCGCAUGGAUCUGUCGCUGCGCAGCGCAGGCAAGGGCACCAGGAACAACAAGAUUGUCUGGAGGAGCUUCUGCAGCCACAACAAGCUGACGGGCGACUGGGCCGAGUUCCAGCUCAAGAACGACAAGCCCUUUUUCUUUAGCCGGGUCAAGAGUUACGGCGUAGGCGAGGCGGUGUGA
Molecule: messenger RNA, 1592 nt
Organism: Trichoderma citrinoviride
Lineage: Eukaryota; Fungi; Ascomycota; Sordariomycetes; Hypocreales; Hypocreaceae
Exons: 3
Coding region: 18-1592 (524 amino acids)
Biological process (GO): SCF-dependent proteasomal ubiquitin-dependent protein catabolic process
Cellular component (GO): SCF ubiquitin ligase complex
Molecular function (GO): protein binding
Source: RefSeq, a predicted model, not a curated record